UUCUUCCCUAAACAACAGCGACGCCCGUCGAUGAAGUUCUUCUCCAGCGUGGGUCGGCUGCCUUUGGGGGUGAGAGUGCUCGCCGCCGGUAGGUAGGGUGGCCGCUCCUUCUCGCCCUGUUGGUUGGUCCGCCUCUCCAACACCACGGCCGCCGACUCCAGCGAGCCCAGCUGACAGGCGGCUAUGAGCGGCGGCAGCGGUGGGGGCAGCCCCAACAACACGGAGUGGCGCUUCAACCAGACGCUCCGCAACGUGCAAGGAAUGCUCAAAGGACGUAGCUUUCCUGGGAAGGUUUUGCUAACCCGGAGGUCUGAGCCUCUUUCCCCUCCUGAUUAUUCUCCACGCUUGGAGAAUGAUCAUGAUGAGGAUGAGCACAAUGAAGGCUCGCAGGAGAGAGAAGGCCAAGCACCUGGAAACUUAUCUGACAACGCAAGUGCAAAGAAAUCAAAUCUUCCAUCAACAAGUAGCACAAAUUCAUUACCAGAUGCCCAAGGACUAGUUUCUGGGGCUAGAGCUACAGAUUCUGCAAGAAUUGCUAAAUUCACAAAGGAACUCUCUAGGCCAGCUGUUAUAUUAGACAAACUGCGUGAAUUAUCUUGGAGCGGUGUGCCCCCAUAUAUGCGACCUAACAUAUGGAGGCUUCUUUUGGGAUAUGCACCACCUAAUAAAGAUAGACGAGAAGGUGUUCUAACAAGGAAAAGACUUGAGUAUGUAGAAUGCGUUUCUCAAUACUAUGAUAUUCUAGAUAAUGAACGCUCAGAUGAAGAGAUUACAAUGCUUCGCCAGAUUGCAGUUGAUUGCCCAAGAACUGUACCUGAUGUUACCUUUUUCCAGAAUCCUCAAAUUCAGAAAUCUCUAGAGCGCAUUUUAUAUACAUGGGCCAUUCGUCACCCAGCAAGUGGCUAUGUUCAAGGAAUAAAUGACCUUGUUACGCCAUUCUUGGUCGUGUUCUUAUCAGAGCACCUAGAAGGCAACAUGGACACUUGGUCUAUGGACAACCUUACGCCGCAGGACAUUUCUAACAUAGAAGCAGACUGCUAUUGGUGUCUUUCAAAAUUUCUUGACGGAAUGCAGGAUCAUUACACCUUUGCACAACCAGGAAUUCAGCGCCUUGUUUUUAGAUUGAAGGAACUAGUUCGACGUAUAGAUGAACCUGUAUCAAAGCACAUUGAAGAACAAGGACUAGAGUUUCUUCAAUUUGCCUUCCGUUGGUUCAACUGCCUUCUGAUACGGGAGAUACCUUCUCAUCUUGUCACUCGCCUGUGGGAUACAUAUCUUGCUGAAGGAGAUUAUCUACCCGAUUUUCUUUUGUACAUAACGGCUAGCUUUUUGUUAACUUGGUCAGACAAGCUGCAGAAACUGGAUUUUCAAGAGAUGGUGAUGUUCCUUCAGCACCUACCGACUAGGACCUGGGCGCACCACGAGCUAGAAAUGGUCCUCUCCAGGGCUUACAUGUGGCACACGAUGUUCAAAAGCUCUCCCAGUCAUCUUGCCGGCUAGGAUCCCAUUCAUCGUGCCGGUAAGAAGCAACCGGCCCUGCCGCGUCUACGCUCGUAUUCCUCCCUUGUAGUGGUUACAAUGUUACACAUCCUGAGGGGGAACCUUCAGCGCAUACUAUCGGCUGUAUAGCUCGGACUUGUAUAUUACUGAGGAAUCAAGAUCUGUAAUGAAAUAUGAAGAUGAAUAGUAGUGUUGAAUUCAAUACACAUACCCCCCCCCCCCCAUUGUAUUGUUUGCCACUUUGGUGCCACAAGGCGUGUACUCUAGAUCUCUUCCCCCUUUGUACCUGAUACACAGUGCCUUGCCACCAUCAAUACGAGUAUGAGAUACUUAAAGUUUUGUGAAA
Phragmites australis (common reed) is the source of this 1846-nucleotide messenger RNA. Its product is annotated as GTPase-activating protein gyp1-like. The transcript is spliced from 10 exons. Gene Ontology annotation, biological process: activation of GTPase activity. Gene Ontology annotation, molecular function: GTPase activator activity. NCBI's taxonomy places the organism in Eukaryota, Viridiplantae, Streptophyta, Magnoliopsida, Poales, Poaceae. The record is from RefSeq and is a predicted model, not a curated record. The coding region runs from base 184 to 1500 and encodes 438 amino acids.